This is a messenger RNA of Megalops cyprinoides (Indo-Pacific tarpon), 2291 nucleotides long. RefSeq names its product calcium-responsive transactivator-like. The transcript is spliced from 11 exons. Lineage: Eukaryota; Metazoa; Chordata; Actinopteri; Elopiformes; Megalopidae. Gene Ontology annotation, biological process: positive regulation of dendrite morphogenesis; positive regulation of transcription by RNA polymerase II. Gene Ontology annotation, molecular function: transcription coactivator activity. Gene Ontology annotation, cellular component: nucleus. Bases 85 to 1296 code for a protein of 403 amino acids. The record is from RefSeq and is a predicted model, not a curated record.
GGAGGUGGCUACCUAGAUAUAUUAGAAUAAAAAGACGCGUUUUAUAUAUAGAUCUAAAUAUAUAGUAACGUACAUAGACUAGAAAUGUCUGUUGCGUUUGCUUCGGCUCGCCCCAGAAGUAAAGGGGAGGUGACACAACAAACGAUACAGAAGAUGCUGGAUGAAAAUCAUCAUCUGAUUCAGUGCAUUAUGGACUAUCAGAGUAAGGGGAAAACGGCAGAAUGCACACAGUAUCAGCAACUAUUACACAGAAACCUGGUCUAUUUGGCUACUAUAGCAGACUCUAAUCAAAACAUGCAGUCAUUGUUACCUGCGCCUCCUACUCAAAACAUGAAUAUGGGCCCAGGGGGGAUGGGACAGAGUGGGAGCAGCCAGUCCCUCCACUCCCAGAGCAACCUGAAUGACAGCAUGUCCACUGGGAUGCCACCCACCUCCCUCAUGCAGAGCCAGAUGAGCAAUGGCCCCAACCACGCCUCCAUGCAGCAGUCGGGCCAGACGUCCAUGCCCUCCACAUCCAUGAGCAUGCCGGUCAGCAGCCACGGCUCAGCCGCAGGGUACAGCCACACGGUGUCGUCCUCGCAGGGCGUGCAGAUGCAGAGCCAGGGCCAGUCCAUGGGCAGCUACGCCUCCCGCAGCAACCUCAACAUGCAGUCCAACCAAGUCACAAUGAUGCACCAGCAAGCUGCGACGUCUCAUUACUCCUCAGCUCAAGCGGGGAGCCAGCACUAUCAGGGGCAGCAGUCCAUGGGAAUGCUGGGACAGGGUAACCAAGGCAACAACAUGAUGUCUCAGAGACCCAUGGGAUCCUACCGUCCCUCACAGCAAGGAUCUGCACCGCAGUACAUGGGACAAGACGAGUUCUAUGGAGAGCAGUAUGGACACAGUCAAAGCUCCAGUGAGCCCAUGAACCAGCAGUAUUACCCUGAUGGUCACGGAGACUAUUCAUAUCAGCAGUCCUCUUACAGUGAGCAGAGCUAUGAGAGGUCUUUUGAUGAGUCUUCGCAGCAUUAUUACGAAGGAGGGAAUUCACAGUACAGUCAGCAGCAGACAUCAUAUCAGCAGGGGUCCAGUCAACAGCAGCCCUUCAGCCAGCAACAGUAUCCAGCCCAGCAGAACUACAGUGGGCAGCAGCAAGGAUAUGGGCCAACACAGGGAGGCUCCUCCCAGUACUCCACCUACCAGCAGGGCCAGGGCCAGCAGUACAGCUCCUACCGCUCCUCACAGGCCGCUGCCAGUGGCCAGGCACAGAGGCCCUACACAUAUGAGCAGGGUCAAUAUGGAAACUACCAGCAAUAACGUACUCAGAACUCAACGACUGUUAGGCAGAUGGACAUGAAAAUGGUGCGGUGUCCAUGUUCUUGGUUAUUCCUUUCUCUGCUUUUUGUGCUAAACAUAAAGAAGGGUAACCCAAACAGAUUUCAUUGAACUGUCACUGGCUGUUUGUUUGACUAUGUGAACCUGAUUGUUCAGAGAGGCCACUCAGUGUUAUCCUUUUCUACUGAAGUCGCUCUCAAGAGGAAGCACAAGGGAAGUUUUGUGUAUGUAUAUAUUUUCUGUUCUUCAAUUUUUAAGAUUGUAACUCAAAAACAGAUGUGCUAGUUUGGUUACAGAAAGGAUAGGAACAUAAAAUACCCAGUUUCAGACUGUUUCUGACAUUAACAACUGUAAACCUUGGUUGAAUAAUCCACUGUGUUGACGUAAAAAGUUUUAGGUGGGAGCCUCAUUUUGGUGAGAAGUAAUAAUAUUGCGUAUCAUCUGUUCAUAAUAUGUUACUUAUUUUAACUGUUGGUGUUGGUGUAGGUAUUGUGUACUACUGUGACUCUUUGACAACUCUGAAUCACUACUGUGGCAAAGCACCUCAAACCAACCAACCUGUGUAUUUACAGAGGUUAAAAAAUGCAGAUGGUAAAAUCUAACUCAGUUUUUAAUUCAUCGAGUCCACACACUGAAUCCCCCAUGACAUUGCAGCAUUUUUGCUAGUGCUGCGGUUGAUAUUUUUGCAUGUGCAUAGCUUUGUGUAGCAAUGUUGCUGGGACUAACUCCAGUCAAAUGUUCUCUUAUGCAUUUGUCAGUAUCACUGGUAAGGAAUCGCAAGCUGUGUUCUGUUAUGUUACUCAUGGUUUCUCCUAUGCUGUCGGUUACCUCUGGCCAGCAUGUGUUCUUGUGUAGCAGAGAGUUUGGUCACGCUGAGGUUAAUGUCCCUUCACCCCAGUAGUGUACAGACUCUCAGACAAGGGUGCCAGACAUUUAUUUCUUUUUUAUUAUCAUUAUUUAAUUAUCAUUCAGUUAAG